Anastrepha obliqua is the source of this 1666-nucleotide messenger RNA. RefSeq lists its product as uncharacterized. The record is from RefSeq and is a predicted model, not a curated record. NCBI's taxonomy places the organism in Eukaryota, Metazoa, Arthropoda, Insecta, Diptera, Tephritidae. The transcript is spliced from 2 exons. The coding region runs from base 233 to 1666 and encodes 477 amino acids.
ACAAGUGCCUAACAACACAAUAACACCAAUGAAGAGAAAAGUGAAGACAAAAGCGGCGCAUUAAACAAAAGCAUUCCCAACUUCAUAAAAAAGUUUACGGUAAAGAAAUUGUUAAAAAAAGGGGCACAGCAAAUAACAAAUCGAAGUAGACCUAAAUACAUAAGAACCCAAAAAUAAUAUUUUUUAAAUACCAAAAUAUUUUUUUAAUGCAUUAAAAACUAAGUUUGACACCAUGAGUCUGCGCAAGCCAACACCUUUCCACAGAGCCAAUCCCACUUAUGAAAACACUGAUAUACAGGGCAGUCCGCAAAACAUUAUGUACUUUUUUUUGUGCUUUCUGUUGCUUACAACAUAUUGCUUCAGCACCACAAAAGCAACUAACAUAGUGGAUUACUUGCCAAUUGGCGCACAUGGUGACUCCAUAAAAACGGAAGCAGAGCGCAUGACUAUAGUGCUACCACAAGGUUUUAAACCACAAGCGCCUCCCUUUAAACCGAUGCUUUUGCCUUUUGGCACACCAGCGCCCAGUAGCCCGUCCGGCGGCUGGAAACCCAUUAUUGGUGAUGCUGUCACGCCACCUCACAACAUUGUAAUGCCACCUGCAGCUCCGCUGGUGCCACCGCCCCUUGUAAUGUUGCAGGAUCGCAUUGAUACAGUGUCACGCGAGCAAAGCGUCGAACCUGAGAAUGGUCCAGUGUUGGAGUCGAUUGUAUAUGGCACAUGGAAACCGGAACGACCGCUCAGACCUGACGAAAUGCACAUGCCAGUCAUGCGCCCCGCUACACCAACGCUAGCAGUCUACACCCGCAAACGACCUACUUCUUCUUUGGAACAUCUCGGCAUACAACAUCAGAUCACUGACAUGCAAGAUAACGGCGCAAAAUUUAAUGAGCCAACCGCACAUAGGCGCAUAUCGACAACACGCGCACAUCACUCUGUCGCCACCCCACCUAAAUACAUAAAUGUCAAUAUUUCUGAUCCGAAUUUAUUGGAAAUGGCUAAACAAAUAAAUGAGUCUUUUCGUGAAAUUUUUGCACAGCCACAUUCGCAAAAAAUGAACACUUUACCUCAGUGGACGUCCGAAAUUUCAAUCGAUAACGAAAGUGAAAUUAAGACGGAAAUACAAAAAGAAUUUGAAGCUGAAACGGAGACGGAGACGGAGAUGACAACGGAAACACUAACCAAUGAUAUUGGCAAGGUGUGGCCAACAGAUUUCAUUGCUUCAUUGGAACAAGGCACAAAACAAAAGGAGGCAAGAAAAAACCUCACUUACACUUUUCUAGGUGAUAGUUCUGAUCCCCCGCUAGCUUCAGACAGGUUAAAUAUACCCAACCCCUUGCUGCCAAAGCUACCGCCGUUUAACAUCACCAAAGUAGGUAUACCCUACGAAAAACAAAACUCUGCCGAGGAGCCCACGAUUUGUGUACCUCUUAUCGUUCUUGAGGAGUUAAGUCAGUUAGAGGUAAUAGAAAUGGAACGAGUUUAUUGUUUUCCACUACCACCACCUCAAAAAGGGUCUCCUAAGCCAAAAUAUGUGACGUCAAAAGUGGAGAAUUUUACAGAAUAUGAGGCGGUAAACGCGUCGCCAAGGAUUCGUUUAAAUUAUAUAAACAUUUUAGGCAUAAGUACAAUUAUAUUAAUUUUGAUAAAGCUCGAAUACUCUUAA